AUGGCGGUGGCGGUGGCGGUGGCGACGGGGGCGGGGUAUGACGCCGAGACACUCAGCGAUGACGGGGUGGAUGAGGAGGAGGACGGGGAGGGCUCAGAGGACUGCACGGGCAGCGGCAGCGGCAGCGGCAGUGGCAGCGGGGCCAGCGCGGCGGGCGGCGGCGGCGGCGCGGCGGGGCGCGGGCACGUGACGAACUACGCGCAGAAUGUGGACGGGCAGGUUUGGGAUCUGGAGAUGCUGCGCAGCUGUAUGGGUGGCGAGGCGUACGACCGCCUGUGGUCAAAGCUGGUCAGCAGCGCGGCGCGCGUGGUGGCGGCCACCCUGCCGGAGGUCCUUGCGGAGCAGGCCAAGCACAAGGCACCGCCAAACUCAUCGUUCGAGCUCCUGGGCCUGGACUACCUGGUGGACUCUCAGCAGCACCCCUGGCUGCUGGAGGUCAACGGCACACCCUCGCUGGCUGUUGAGCACAGCGACCCCAAGGUGGAAGCGCUCAUUCACACACAAAAGUCGGGGAUGGUGGUGGACAUGGUGUCCCUCCUCGGCUGCGCCACGCGCUUCGACGACCGCUACAAUCUGCUGCGCGCCGCCGUCGCCAAGGACCGCGCAGCUGCCCGGCAGCUGCGCGCCGAGCUGGCCGCUGCCGGCGGCGAGGAGUCCGCCAUGGCACUGGCGAGGCAGGAGCUGGGCGCGCGUGGCGGCUUUAUCCCGCUCGCGCCGCACUUCCCGGUGCGCGAAUCGUAUGACAGCGGGUAUUCGAUUCCCUGGGGGGCGCGGGACUACAAGCUGGCGUCUUGGAUGGAGGAAAACGCGGCGGAGUGGCAGCAGCAGGGGACCCCGCAGCAGCAGGCGGUGCAGCAGCAGCGCGGCCGGCUGCGCCGCAAGCAGGCCGGCGGCGGCGGGCGCGAGGGGGGCGCGGGCGGCGCGUUGGUUGGCGGCGCGGCGACCUUGGACAGCGGCCGGAGCAGCAGCAGCAGCGAGGCGAUCGUUGCGUCAGUCAGGGGCGGCGCGUGGCCUCUCGAGGUGGGGGAGCUGCGGUAG
Molecule: messenger RNA, 1038 nt
Organism: Monoraphidium neglectum
Lineage: Eukaryota; Viridiplantae; Chlorophyta; Chlorophyceae; Sphaeropleales; Selenastraceae
Exons: 5
Coding region: 1-1038 (345 amino acids)
Biological process (GO): microtubule cytoskeleton organization; protein polyglutamylation
Cellular component (GO): cilium
Molecular function (GO): tubulin binding; tubulin-glutamic acid ligase activity
Source: RefSeq, a predicted model, not a curated record